Eucalyptus grandis is the source of this 498-nucleotide messenger RNA. Its product is annotated as WUSCHEL-related homeobox 3. The record is from RefSeq and is a predicted model, not a curated record. The transcript has a single exon. Bases 1 to 498 code for a protein of 165 amino acids. Gene Ontology annotation, biological process: plant organ development. Gene Ontology annotation, molecular function: DNA-binding transcription factor activity; DNA binding. NCBI's taxonomy places the organism in Eukaryota, Viridiplantae, Streptophyta, Magnoliopsida, Myrtales, Myrtaceae.
AUGUCUCCUUCAGCUUCAACGAGGUGGUGCCCAACACCAGAGCAACUGAUGAUCUUGGAGGAGAUGUACCGGAGCGGGGUGAGGACGCCAAAUGCAGCUCAUAUACAGCAGAUCACAGCCCACCUCUCCUUGUAUGGCAAGAUAGAGGGCAAGAAUGUGUUCUACUGGUUCCAGAACCACAAGGCCAGGGACAGACAGAAGCUCAGGAGAAAGCUCUCCAAGCAACUCCACAACAACCACCAAUGCCAACUUAACAACAGUCUUCUUUAUAAUCAUCACCAUCAUCCUCACUAUGAUCACCAACACAUGAUUAUGAAUAACCACCACAAUUAUCACUUCCUGAGCUUCCUUCAUCCUCAGUCCCCUCCUCCUCCUCCAGCUGCUUCUACUGACCUGCAAUUUGCUUAUUAUAACCCUACUUCUACCUUGAUUACCCAGGUAAAUACCCUCUUGGUUUCAACAGUUCGAUUGUUCAAAAACUUACUAUGCAGAUUUUAA